Molecule: messenger RNA, 1680 nt
Organism: Zophobas morio
Lineage: Eukaryota; Metazoa; Arthropoda; Insecta; Coleoptera; Tenebrionidae
Product: pre-mRNA-processing factor 40 homolog B-like
Exons: 16
Coding region: 97-1680 (527 amino acids)
Biological process (GO): mRNA cis splicing, via spliceosome
Cellular component (GO): U1 snRNP; U2-type prespliceosome
Molecular function (GO): protein binding; RNA binding
Source: RefSeq, a predicted model, not a curated record
UUUAGAAGGUUUAAUAUUUUACUGCUAUUGAAAUUUUAAUAGAUGGAAACGAGUCUAUUAGUGUAACCCUUUUUUAACUUGAAACCAAAGUAUAUAAUGUAUAACACUCCGUUUACCUUUCCUAAUCAGAAUAGCUUAGGAGGCCUUUCUUCUUCACUUUCAAUUCCAUCUAAUGCUCCUCUGCCUCUUGGCGUUAUGCCUCCUCUCAUGUCAGUAGUGGGAGGUACUUUACCCACUGCUGUCCCUUCUAGCGUACAACUUUCAAGUUCUCCUGUAGUAACAAAUCUCGCCAAUUCAGAUAAAAAAACGGUUUGGUCUGAGCAUAAAACACCGGAAGGGAAAGUUUAUUAUUAUAAUAAUAUCACUAAAGAAUCAACCUGGGAAAAGCCAGCAGAGAUGAAGACUCGCGAAGAAAUUUUACUUUCUGAUUGUGUUUGGAAAGAGUAUACUUCAGAAAGUGGAAAGAAAUAUUACUAUAAUCGCGAAACUAAAGUUUCUGUUUGGACUGAACCCCCUGAAUUAGCAAAAAUUAAAGCCUCUUUAAUAAAAAAACCAGAGGAAGCUCUUCCGGUAGUGGAACAAGUUGAGAUUUCUGAAAUUUCUGACGGAACUAAAGAUUCUGCUUCUGAAAGAGAAUUUCUUUAUGCAACUAAAGAAGAAGCAAAACAAGCACUGAAGAAACUUUUAAGAGAUAAAAACAUUCCGUCCAACACAAAGUCUUUUGAUAGUGUUAUUCCACUUAUUCAAGAUGAUCAAAGAUUUAACGCGUUGAAAACUUAUCAAGAAAAAAAGCAGUGUUUUAACGAAUACAAGUACGAAAGAGCUCGAGAAGAAAAAGAUGAAAUUCGGCAAAAACUUCGGGAACUGAAAGUCAACUUCCGGAAAUAUUUAGAACAGCACGCCGAACUCAACCAUCACAUGCGAUGGAGACAAGUUUAUGAAUUAGUGAAAGACUCUUCUGAAUAUAAACUUGUUAAUAGUGAAAAAGACUGCAAGGAAAUUUAUGAAGACUACGUGGCCGAUAAAGAACGAGCCGAACGGGGCGAAAUGCGCGCCAAGCACGAGGAAUACUAUAAUAAGUUUCAAAGUUUUCUCCGUGCGCAUUGCCCGGUAACUCCUACGACCACUUGGAGCAUGAUUUCGGAGUUUUACAGAAACCAUCCACUUUAUAACGAAAGUGAUUCGUGGUUGAAGGCCAUGGAUGCUGUUGAGUACCGCGCUGACAUGCUGAGGGCUUACGAAGACCUCGUCAAAGAGAAAGAAAAGGAGUACGAAGCGCAACGCAGAGAAGCCCGCGCAUUAUUACGCAGAGAAGCGAGAGAAGCGAGAGAAAGUUGUUUGGCGCUUUUUUAUGAGUUAAAGGAUCGAGGUGUGCUCACGGCUAUCAGCAAAUGGAAAGAGAUUUUUCCUUUGAUAAAGGACGAUUGUCGAGCAAAAGCGCCUCUGAAAUAUCUCGGCACUACCACGCUUGAUUUAUUCAAAUUGUACGUCGCUGAUUUGAUGGAAACGCUACACGCGUGCAUGCACGUGAUUAAGGACAUUAUAAAGGAAAUGAAUUUUAAAAUGGAUCACAAAACGUCGCUUGAUAAAUUUUGUGAGGCCAUCGCCGCAGAUGAGCGAAGUAAAGUGUUGGAUCCCAUUAAUAUUAAGCUUUGCUUUCAUAAAGUAUUAUUAUUGUGA